AUGUCUGCGCAGCCGAACCAGUUACACUUUGUCCGUAGCCACCGCUUCUCCUUCAUGUCGCCUUCCGGCGCGCGCUACCGGCACCGCCCCUCAGCACCGCUGCCGGUGCCGUCGGAGGCGCGCGUGGACCUAGCGACGGAGAUCAACCGCGCGACGGAGCUGCCGUCCGCGCGCGCCUCCGUUUCGCGUCUGCGCGCGCUGGACGCGCUCGCGCGCGGCGAGGAGUGCUCGUUCGCGGCGCUCGCGCACGGGAUCAUCCCGGACGUUGCGCAACGCUUCGUCGACAGGUACGGGGAGCGCGUCUACGGCGGGAGGUUUGUUGGGGAGGACGGGAAGAGGUUUGUGACUUCAUGUCAGGACCCGUCGAUCAGAGUGUAUGAGACGAACGGUUGCGAGAAGAGGGCCGCGUGGAAACUGACCCACGAGAUCAAGGGCCUGGGCGUGCACUGGACCAUCACGGACUUUGACAUCAGCCCGGACGGUCGGUGGCUGGCGUACGUGAGCUUGAACCGGCUCGUGCAUGUCGUCGACUUGGAGAACGUGCGCGAGGCGCAGACAGUGUUUGAUUUGAGCGUUGGGGCAGGGUUCUCUGUUAACAUUUGGAGCAUCAAGUGGAGCCAUGACGGGAGUGAGAUUGUGGCGGGGACGGGCGGGAACGGGAGGAGCUGCUAUGGAAAUGUUAUUAUUUUUGAUGUGCAACUCGGGAAGAUUGUGCAGGUGCUGUCGGCGCACACGGACGACGUGAAUUCGGUGUGUUUUAUGCGGACAGGCGAGCGCAACCUCAUUCUGUCGGCGUCGGACGACGCUCUAGGUAAGGCCCAAUUGCCAACUUUGCGUUUGCGUUUACCCGAAGCGCGUAAGGUGGACCCGACGAUGCUAACCUGUCGGAAUGCGCGUGCGUAUGACAGUGAAACUCUGGGACCGUCGCGACACGUCAACGCGCGACCAAAGCUCGCAUCACCGCGCGGCGGGGGUGUUUGUGGGGCACCAGUGCGGGCUAACGUUCGUCUCGACCAAGGACGACGGGCGUUUCCUUCUCAGCAACGGGAAGGACCAGUACAUCAAGCUGUGGGACGCGCGCAAGUGCACGUCAAGCUCCGAGCUGGGGCAGGUGUCGUGGCCGCCGCGCGACCUGUCGUUCGACUACCGGCGGCAGUGCCCGCGGCUGGAAACGGGGCGGCGCGGCUUCCACGACGACGCGGUGAUGUCGUACGCGGGCGCGCACGAGACGCUGCAGACGCUGAUCCGGGCGUACUUUAG
Molecule: messenger RNA, 1260 nt
Organism: Chondrus crispus (carragheen)
Lineage: Eukaryota; Rhodophyta; Florideophyceae; Gigartinales; Gigartinaceae
Product: WD40-repeat containing protein
Exons: 1
Coding region: 1-1260 (419 amino acids)
Biological process (GO): proteasome-mediated ubiquitin-dependent protein catabolic process
Cellular component (GO): Cul4-RING E3 ubiquitin ligase complex
Molecular function (GO): protein binding
Source: RefSeq, a predicted model, not a curated record